Messenger RNA from Thamnophis sirtalis, 6024 nucleotides. The record is from RefSeq and is a predicted model, not a curated record. NCBI's taxonomy places the organism in Eukaryota, Metazoa, Chordata, Lepidosauria, Squamata, Natricidae.
AUACCACCAGCAGCUUCCAUAAUGGCAGCAGGAGUAGCAGCAUGGCUGCCUUUUGCCCGAGCAGCAGCAAUAGGAUGGAUGCCAGUGGCCUCCAACCCUAUGCCAAAUGCACCUCAGCAGGAGAGGAAACGUAGUCAGGAUUCUCUGAUUGUGCUGAAUGUGAGUGGCACCCAGUUCCAGACCUGGCUGAACACCCUCGAACGCUAUCCUGAUACCCUUCUGGGCAGCUCAGAGAGGGACUUCUUCUACCACCCAGAGUCACAGCAAUACUUUUUUGACCGGGAUCCUGACAUCUUCCGACACAUCCUCAAUUUCUAUAGAACAGGGAAGCUACACUAUCCCCGUCAAGAGUGCAUCUCAGCCUAUGAUGAGGAGCUGGCCUUCUUUGGUAUUAUCCCUGAAAUUAUUGGCGAUUGCUGCUAUGAGGAGUACAAGGAUCGACGACGGGAAAACGCUGAACGCCUUCAGGAUGAUGCUGAUCAGGAUAAUGCCAACGAGUGCCAUCUUCCUUCCAUGACAGCUCGAGAGAGGAUGUGGCGGGCCUUUGAGAAUCCACACACCAGCACACUGGCCCUGGUUUUUUACUAUGUUACUGGCUUUUUCAUUGCUGUUUCUGUCAUGGCGAAUGUGGUGGAGACUGUGCCCUGUGGGAUGACUCCUGGUGCCAUCAAGGAGUUGUCCUGUGGAGAGCACUAUGCUGUGGCUUUCUUCUGCCUAGAUACAGCUUGUGUCAUGAUCUUUACUGUUGAGUAUCUUUUGCGCCUGGUGGCUGCUCCCAGCCGGUACAAGUUUGUCCGUAGCGUCAUGAGCAUCAUUGAUGUCGUGGCAAUUAUGCCAUAUUACAUUGGUCUGGUGAUGACCAACAAUGAGGAUGUCAGUGGGGCUUUUGUAACCCUGCGUGUCUUCCGGGUCUUCCGGAUCUUUAAAUUUUCACGCCACUCACAGGGUCUACGCAUCCUCGGCUACACUCUGAAAAGCUGUGCAUCAGAACUUGGCUUUCUCCUUUUUUCUCUCACUAUGGCCAUCAUAAUCUUUGCUACAGUCAUGUUCUAUGCUGAAAAAGGUUCGUCUUCCAGCAAGUUCACCAGCAUUCCUGCUGCUUUCUGGUAUACCAUUGUUACUAUGACCACCUUGGGGUAUGGUGACAUGGUGCCGAAGACAAUAGCUGGGAAGAUAUUUGGUUCCAUUUGUUCUCUCAGCGGGGUCUUAGUCAUUGCUCUUCCAGUUCCAGUCAUUGUCUCCAACUUCAGUCGCAUCUAUCAUCAGAACCAACGAGCCGAUAAGCGCAAGGCACAAAAGAAAGCCCGGCUUGCAAGGAUCCGUGCAGCAAAGAGUGGGAGUGCAAAUGCUUACAUGCAGAGCAAGAGAAACGGCUUCCUCCAUAAGCAGCUGCAGCUAUAUGGUGAAGAACAAGAGGCCUUUGUUAACAAAUCUGGUUCUUCCUUUGAAAUCCAGCACCACCAUCUGCUUCACUGUCUGGAAAAAACCACGUCACUACCAUUUCAUUCAUGCUGCCUUUUUCUAUCUAUGUCUACGGCCCAGAACCAUGACUUUGUGGAUGAGCAAACCUAUGAAGAAAACUGUAUGGACGUUUCUACAGUCAACCGGCAAUCUAGCCAUAGUCCUUCUCUUUCUUCUCAACAAGGAAUGACAAGCUCUUGCUGUUCCCGACGACAUAAAAAGACAUUCCGCAUCCCAAACACCAAUAUAAUCAGUAGCCGUCCAAGUAGUGUCCAAGAACUCAGCACUAUUCAGAUCAGAUGCAUGGAAAGAACACCUCUGUCCAACAGUCGAUCCAGUUUAAACGCCAAAAUGGAAGAGUGUGUAAAACUAAACUGUGAGCAGCCUUAUGUAACCACAGCAAUAAUCAGCAUCCCAACACCACCUGUGACUACCCCGGAAGGAGAUAAUAGACACGAUUCUCCACAGUAUUCAGGAGGAAACAUCGUCCGAGUAUCUGCUUUAUAAAACAGGUAGACUAAAGACCAUUGAGUAGCUGUCAAGAUUCAGAAGAAGGAGGGAUAUAUCUCUGGGUUAAAAAGAACAGCCACAGAUAAUGGAAGGAUUCCAGAGAUACGAAGUAUGCUAAGUUUUCAAUAUUGAACUGUCUGCAGUGAACAACCAAAUUGAAUUUCUAUAUGAACUGGACCUUUUCUGGAAUAAACUCUUGUGUGACUCUUUUCAUUUACUGUACGAGCACAAUGAAAUGUCUCCCAUUAAAACUUCUUCUUACUAUGGGAAUGUAGAAAAGAAUCUUUUUAAUAAAAUACCUAUUAAAAAAAACAAAAACAAAGACACAUACCACCAUUCACAGAGUUUAUUUUCCAGCCAAAUGCAAAAUUAAGGAUGGACCCAGUUUUGAUAACGUGUUCUCUUUUUUCCUAUUGAUAAACCAUGAACUCAUCAAUCAACUGACUUCAAAAGAGAGAAAAAUGGCUCAUCUAGUAUGUAUACCGAUUGAAAGAAACAACUCCUAUGCAUGUGAAAAUUCUUUGGAGCUGUGAUCUGAAUUUACUUCUGUUGUUUACUUCAGACUAGGCAUGAUAACAUUUUACUGUAAAAAAGGGGCAUUUCUGUGCACUUAUAAAAACUGAUUGUUAAUGUUCCAUGGUGUACAAAUAAUUUGCUGGAGAGGGGUGGGAUGGGGAGAGAAAAAUGUCAUAUUCAAAACACACAUUAGUGAACUUGAGGUGUUCAGUUAGUUUAGUAUUUAUGAUUGUUUUCCCUUGCUUCCUCGGUACUGUUACAACUGCAAUAAUUUAAUAUACAUCUGUUGUAUCAGGAAUCAGUCUUUUAUUUCUAUAACUGCACAAAUCAGCUAUAAAAUAAAAACCCACGUUGAUAAUCAAUACAUUAUGUAACAUGAGAAAGUUUAAUGUUUUAAUUAAGGCCAACAAUAAUUCUGUCAAUUUUUUUUUGUUUUUCCAUUAUCCUACAAUUCUUCAAAGCCAAUCUUUGCUUUUCAUUAUAUCUUUUGUUCUCCUUUGAAUACAAAGUUUUCCUAUAUGUUUUUUUAAAAAAAACCUUGAUCUAUAAGCACCAUUCUAUAGUGUAUGUUUUCUGAACUAAUUAAGUCUUCCUAAUGUGAUGUAACAAGGUAGCUGACAUCUGAUAUAAAACUAACAUGAUGUAGCAGUAAAGUCCUCUAAAACUGCUCUAUAAUGAUGUUGGAUAAACUAAACACUGGAAGUCGUGCAGAUAAGAUUUGCUGAAGAUUACAUAAAUCUGUUUGUCAAAUCUGUUCUGAAGCACUAGAUCAGAUAGCAUAACAGGUGCAUUCAUAGUGAAGUUUGAAAAAGUCAAGAUGGCCACCAUGACAUCAUCAAGGCCUGCCCCCUUUUUUGCAUGAGGCACCAUUGCAAGACUAGCCCCAUCUUUACUUUUUUAAGUAUUUCCCUUCGUGGAUGUCUAAUAUUCUAAAAUGGAUAACAGUUGACAUUAAAACUUUAGAUCAGAACUACAAGAGUGUAUUACCAUAGGAUCAGUACAUAUAUUUUAUCAUGUAGUCUUUUGUUUCACUAUCUAAAGGAUUUUUAAAAUGCUGCUUUUUCAAAAACCCAGUUUCAAAAACCCAACUUUCUUCAACUGUUUCAUCAGUUAUUGUUAUGUUUAGGAAUGUGAUCAUUUUCUAUUAUUUCACCUUAUUAAACAAAGCAGUUGACAAAAUAUAACCAAAUCUGGAAAGACUUUCUAAAGAAAUUGAUAUAUGGGCCAAUAUGAAAUUGUAUUUAACCUGAGAAAUGUCUUUACCUGAGAUAUGGAAGAAUGUCUGUAAAUGUCUUCACUGGUGUAAUACUAAAAAUUAUAGAGAUAGUCCUCAACUUACAAUGAUUCAUUUAAUCACCAUUCAAAGUUAUGAUGGUGCUAAAAAAGUAAUUUACAACCAAUUGUGGCAUUUGCAACUGUCACAGUCCCCAUGGUCAUGUGAUCAAAAUUUGUGGACUUGGCAAUCACCAUUUAUUUUUAAUUUGUUUAUUUUUUUAAAAAAAAACUCUCCCAUAUUUAUUAUUUUUUUAUAAAUAGUUCAAGAUGGACAACAUAUCUGAUGCUCCUUCCUCCUCCUAUUUUCCUCACAAUGACCUGUGAGGUAGUUGGACUGAGAGAGUGAGUGAUUGGUCCAAAGUCACCCAGCUGUCAUGAAUUUACAAUGAUCAGGUGAUUCACCAUUCAUGAUCUUGCCAGCUGGCUUCUGAUAAUCAAAGCCAAUGGGAGAAACAAGAUUCACUUAAAAAUCACAAUUCACUUAACAACCACAUUGAUUUACUUAGCAAUUGUGACCAAAAAAGAUCACAACAUUGAGCACAAUUUACUUACCAUCUCGCUUAGCAAUAGAAGUUCUGGUCCCAAAUGUGGUUAUAGGUUGAGGACAGUCCGUAUAUUGGAUGUUGGUAAUCAGACCAUUCUUCUCUGUUUCUAAACAGUCUAGUUUAAAUUACCUGCAACACUUGUAUUAUUAUGUGACCAGUGGUACAACCCAAAGCAUCUCAUUUCUCCAGUGCGCUGGAGCAGGCAUUAGGGCAAGAUAUUCACCCCAUAACUAUGAAUGGAUUUGUCUUGACUUAUUGCAUUAGUUUAGGGGUGAUUUUCCCCUGGGAAACCACAGGGUAGGUAAGCAGGCAAAACUGCAAUAGAAUCUGUGGUGGCUUUCUCAGAGACCAAUCCAAACAAGAACUAAUUCAAAUGGAUGCAACAUCAUAUAGCAAUAGCAAUUAACCUCUCUCCCUUUGAACAGUAUACCUUUCAAUUGGACUGUUUCAAAGGAAAAAUAAACACAAUAUUUAAUGCUAUACUGCCACAGCAGUAUAGAAACACCCAUGCAAUUAUUUUUAUUACAUUGACACUUUUUACUGCCACAUCUGGCUCUAAAGUUGGUUAUGCCAACUCCAUGCCAACUUUCUAUAAAAAUGUAGCCACAAGGUAGGCUCAAGGUGAAAAAUAUCAUGUUUUAUCCUCCCUUUCCGUCAUCUGGUUAUGAUAAACCUUAAUAAAGAAUAACAAUUAUUAGAACCACUAUUUUAAUAUUGAUUUGCAUUUGAGGUCCUUGCCCCACACUGAUUCUAUUGAAUGUUCUGUUUUGCAUUGUAAUUCCCUUAAAUUAUUCUUCCAAAACCCCGGGACUAUUUUAUUCUUCAAUGGACGUAUAUUUUAAGUUACUGUUUAACUUUCUCUUCCACAGCAGUUUUUUCUCCAUUUUGAUAAUCUUUGCUCCUGCUGAGUUCUGUCUUGACUUUUUGUAUAAAGCAUGCUAGACGAUUUUGAAGGAGUCCUUCAUUUCACCGUGCAAGGCGUGCAGAUGUGCAGUGGGUGUUAAUAAAAAGGAAAACAAUAAUUCAAAAUGUACAAUCUCUACUCACAGCUAUAUUUUGUAUUACUAACUCACUCUUUGUACUUUAUGCUGUAGGGGUUUUGGGUUUUAGUAAUACCCAAAUACUAAAUACAAUUUUCACCAGUUUCUUCUCUUGAAAUAUCACCGGGUACAUUAAUUACAUUUGUGGAUGCUACUUUGCAGACAGAACCUGACAGUCACAAACAGCUCCUGGUGAGCUGUGUGCAGAAACAGAUUUUAUCACUAACCUGCUGAAUUCAGUCCACAUAUAGCAAUGAAAUGGAGUUCAAACUUCAUGUCUCACAAAGGGUCCACCUAUCGCUCUAGCUUGUGCAUAAGGUAUAUUGAUUUAUGGCUACAACAGCCUUACUACUACCUCUUUCUUUUCCUAUAUUUUUUUCAGUCAAGGCCAACUCUGUUCUAAAUUAGGAGCUUUAUAAGCCAGUUCUGAUAUUCCAGGAUUUAAAAAUUUAGUCUUCGGUAAUGCUCUGAGAGCAUAAAUGGGGAAGCUGGAACACCGGUACUUAGAGAACAGGAUACAGUCUAGCAUUAUGUUUGUCUUGACUCCUCUGCUCUUGUGUUCGGUAAAAUUUUGCAUAAUGCUAGCCACCCAUCACACAGCUACUAUUGUUUUCUCUGAAAUGCAGAAGCUAAACAUUGUUUUAGGUGAUUUAAAUGCUGUUUUUUUUUUGUAGUGA